AUGGCGUACCGUUUGUCGAGCUGGUUCCGUAGCUCGUUAAAGAAGCGUCCGGUCCUCACUAACACCGCCGUGUACGCCACCUUCUACACCGCCGCGGAGUUGUCGCAGCAAACGUUUAAUAAAAUAUAUUCGUCAGAUAAGCCUGAAAUGGAUUUCGCGGCAGCGGGUCGUAUAGUGACCGUUGGUAGUUGUCUCUAUGCUCCAACACUUUACUAUUGGUACAAGUUCCUGGAUAGAAAAUUCGUUGGUACUAGUUUAAAAGUGGUCGCUACCAAAGUUCUCUGCGACCAGCUCAUUAUUACACCGGUUCUCUUGGCUAUAUUCUAUACAGGUAUGGGUAUCGUCGAAAGGAGGGAGGACGUAUUCUCUGAACUAAAAGCCAAGUACUGGCGUACGUUUAUAGCGAACCAGGCGUACUGGAUACCAGCACAGACGAUCAACUUUUUAUUACUGCCACCAAACCUACGAGUUGUGUACGUCGCUUCCGCCUCGUUCAUAUGGAUCAACGUGCUGUGUUUUAUUAAACGACAGACGACUGACAACUUUGAUGUUUUCUGGAGUUUAGAAGACGAUGCAACAAAAAGCGUUAUAACGACACUAGGAGUGGUUGAAUGUGAGUCAACUUUGGAAUUAGUUGAUUGCGUCACGGAAAAAUUGCAUAAUAUUAUUGGGGAUCCAGAAGCACAGAAGUUAUUUUACAGAAGAAGCGAGGAUUAUGGAUUCUUUUAUUGGAGAAAAUGUUGCUAUGUAGACGUGAAUCAAUACGUCAGAGUUAUCAACGUGUCGAAUAAAACAAAGCUAAACGUAUCUGAUGUAGAAAAAGUACUCACAGAAGUCUCGUAUCAACCUUUACCAUUUAACGACGAGGGUUUAUUUCAGAUUUUGGUAGUUAAUCAGACAUUAGACAUUGAAAAUAAAGAAAACCAAUACGCCUUAAUAUUCAGAGUCCAUCACAGUUUGGGCGAUGGGGUCGCUUUAAUUGAAUUUCUGUGUAAAACUUUGGCAGACGGUAAAGACGAGUCCAUCAUGUUUUGCAUGCCGGAGAGGUACCCUGUAAAAAGCGAUAAAUCACCGGAAUACUUAUUAGAAAUGAUGUCAGCACUAUAUGAAAUGUUUAGCUGUUUCAUAGACGGUAUUCUAAGAUUUCCUGACGUAAGUUGCCUACAUGGGCCCACUUUGAUUGGCAAAAAAGUAUUUAAAUGGAUAGAAACGGAUGCGAAACUAUUAGAUAUGGUCAUGGAAAUAAAAGGAAAGUAUACAGAUUUAAAAUUUUCUGAUAUUUUAGCGACAGCGUUAUCUUGUGGUUUGCGUGAUUAUUUUUUAAAGGAGGACGUUCCUGUUCCUACAAACGUAGCAGUAAUUCUGCCAAUAAGAUUCCCUAACCAAGAAAAAGAUGGUUUGAAGUUAGAAAAUAACUUCACAGUCAGCAUAUUGGAUUUACCGAUCGGUAAAGAUAUAAAGAUUGUAAAACAAUCUAUAAACAGACUACAAGAAAGUGCCGACCCUUUAACCAAUUAUUACUUCCUCAAAAUCUGCGGUAUAUUGCCAAAGGAAAUUCUACGACCAUUAUUCAAUAGUAGUCAAGCUUCUAUGGUAUUGAGUAACAUGCCGGGACCUCAACUGUUAAGUAUUUGUGGCGGAGAAGUUAAAUCUUUGGUGUUCUUUGUGCCGAAUAAAGGGAAUACAGGUUUAGGUGUAACAGCUCUUAGUUACGGUGGAGUACUGCGAUUUGCAGCAAUGGCGGACGCAGCCUUAGUGCCGAGUUCAAGAAAGUUAGCCAUAAUAUUGAAAGGGAUGGCCAAUGAAAUAAUAAGAAUGCAUAAAGAAUUAGUUCUAAAGUAG
Molecule: messenger RNA, 1842 nt
Organism: Danaus chrysippus (African queen)
Lineage: Eukaryota; Metazoa; Arthropoda; Insecta; Lepidoptera; Nymphalidae
Source: the annotation of a GenBank genome assembly